UUAGAGCUAAAAGGAAAACGUUGCAAAAACAAGCAAACGCGGAAAAUUCUCUGAGUCAUAAACGCAUAAACAAUUUAUCGUUAAUUGCUGGUUUGAUACUGGAAAACUGGUAAAAAAACAAAAAAUUGUUUUUUUUUUUUGUUCAACUUCAUCACUUAUCGUAUCAUGAAACAUCAAUUAUAGCCGUACGUACUCGAUGAUAAGGUAAUUAUUUACGAAUAGCAGUUAGUAGUAUGUAGACAGAUACUUGUAUACGAUUGGUCGUAUAUGAUAGAAUGGGAGCGCUUUGACUAGACUGUGUCCUUAAGUAGCAACGCGAUUAUCGAGCGAUACGACACUAGGGGGCGAAAUACUCGAACCAGAAGUAUAGUAUGCGUAGGGUGGUGGUAGAAUGGGGCGCGACGAUUGGUGGCACAGCCCUGACGCCGGGUCCCGUAGCGGUGGGCAUGCCUGCGGAAGAUGGAAGGCGCACGAGCCGAGUAGUUUAGUCGCCUUUAACCGGCCUUAAAGUGAAGAUCGGAUCGCCGCCGAUUACCGUGCGCGUGCACAAGAAAGAGAGAGUUAGAGCCACCGGCUUACCGUACGGAUCGCGCCGAGAAUGAAAUUCUUUCUUUGCUUGGUAAAAUACAGCAGCAGCAGUUGUAGUAGCAGCAGUCUUUCGUUGUACAACAGUCUCGAUAAUACAAGAAAACGAGUGGAACGUUUACGGCCAAACGACAGUAGUACCAGUGGCUGCAUCGCCUGAACGAAUUUUUCUCGUCGAUAAACACAACACUACCAUUUUUCACGCGUUCCGUCUGCUACGGGCAUAACGAAGGAAAUCGACACCGUUUUUUCUUUCAUUCUUUUUCGUCCUUUUUGUUUACGUAUAGUUUGUUGCUCAGUGCCGCGUAAUAGUUCGGUUUCGCGAGGCUCAUCCAUCAUUCGAGACCGGGCCAAACAGAAUCUAUAGACAACGCCAUAUAGAAGAAAAAGAGGCGGGACGCGCCUAAGUUUGUUUUAUUGGUUUAGUUUCUAGCGCGAGACUCAAACUCGCGCCAAAGUGUGUUCCACAGUGGAGGAUACUAUCUCUCUUUUGGGUUACAACGAUAGGUGGCCGACAGGCAAAAUGCCGGUGCCGGUUUGGGACUCCUCUGACCUGGGCCUGUUAGGCGAGCCCCUGGACACUGCGACAGUGGUGUCCGACGACAUAUGGAAGAAGUUCGAUCUUCCGGACUUCCUCUCUAUAGAUCACAGAGCGGACGUCUACACGGAAAUGUAUUGCGAGCGCACCUUGGACGAUGGCAUAUUGUCGGAUCCACAGUACGACAAGACCUGCCUGUCUCGAGAGAUACGUCAUCACGACUGUAUGUGGGCAGGGUUAUGCAUCAGUAAAGAACACAACAGAACGUUGCCUGCGAAGAAGGAGUCGCUAAUACAGAAAAAGGUGCCGGCUGGUCGAAGCCUUUUGAUAUCACGAGCAAAUACCGCUUUUAUAGGGACUUCGUUGGCAGUCAAUCAGCAACAGGCUCAGCAACUGUGCCGUGCAAGAAAUCUGGAGAGCGACGGCGAAUCCACUAGGCCGGAUACACCACAAAGCUCCAGUUCCGAUACAGAAACAGAGGACGAAGGUCCGUUCUUUAGACACGACCAGAUCAAUAUACACGAGAAAUUAUCCGAGUGUAUAUCAGCACCAACUACCAAAACUGCACGAGUAAGCCAGAAUAAGCGAAAGACCGGUCGACGUGGCAGAAGGAAAGAGCAGGAUCAGUGUCAAGUGCAUAGAGAGACGAAUAUCAGAAAUACUCUCAGCGACCAUUGCUAUCACUUGAAUCAGUCGUUCAACAAGAAUUUAGAACACCUCGGAGUGCAGACACCUUCCGAUUCCGAGGAGGAAGAGAUCGAUGUGGUAAGCUUCGACAAACCGUGCAGACCAGCGGUUUUACCAACGAAUCCAAGUUUGGCCGACCAGCAACACUUUCAAUUAACAGUUAACACCGCGUUCAAAGAGAAACCACCAGGUUCGAGACCUCGUGGUCGACCUCCCUCGAAUCCAGCACGGAAAAGAGCUGCCCAGGUCGAGCAAAGACCAGCGAAAAGAGCUCGUCACAGGACCUGUCAGAGGAGAAACAAGGUAGGACGCACCAUGUCGUCUACGUCCGUAUCGUCUUCGUCCGUAUCGUCUUCGUCCGUAUCAUCUUCACCUUCGAUGAGAUCAACCACAUCAAGAAGUUCCUCCGACGAUGAAUUGGACACUGAGAAGAGGAGAGAGCAUAACAACAUGGAACGUCAAAGGCGGAUAGAGUUACGAAAUGCGUUCGAAGAGCUACGCAUUCUCGUGCCAGCUGUUGAGAAAAAGGAGAAGGCACCGAAAGUCGCGAUUCUCAGGCAAGCGUCUGCAUAUCUUGCUUCGUUGACCUCGAAGGAAAUGGGCAAUGCAGCCAAGGUGGCGGAUUUGAGGCGGCAACAGGAAAAACUUCGUGCGUCGCUCAGUUAUCUAAGGAGGAGUCUCGCCAUGACGCGCUAAGGGAGAGACUCUGACCGUGUCGGAUUUACUCCAACACGACAAAGAUAAUACCUUGCUCGGAACGUUGUAGAGUCGAACUUGUUACCCUGGUGGAUCAGUGACAAAUCUUCACUCGGCGUUUCGAGAUCAGACGCUAUUAUCGAAAAUAAAUGCCUUUACGCGAAUGACAAAGACCGCCUGCCUUGUCUGUUUUGAUCUGGGUAUCCACUUUCGGUCGCGCGACGGACGAGGGGGAAGAAGGCACUUCAAACAACGUGUUUCGGAGAGUCAGAAGUGCGCUGUUUGAAGAGACAUAGAAGAGCCUGGUCCUGGUCAUCGACAAGAGAAAAAAUACUGUGUUGUGGUUCUGUGAUUCACUUGGGCGGAUAUGGGAAAACCGAAUCUUUUAAAAUCUGUUUUACCAUAGAAGAAACAAGUAUAUUUGUGUAUAGACACUUGCGUAAGAACAAAGAGAAAGUUAGGCCGAAGGGAGAAUCGAAGGGUGGAUGAUGGGUGAAUGCGUAUCGAGAACGAAGAAGGAAUACCGUUCGCGUCGAAUCGGCAUCAAGUGUUGGAAGAAAUCGAAAGAACCGACGCAAACAGCUUCGAAAAGAAUAUUUAUACGUAUAGGUAUAUUUAUAGAAAAGAUACUUCGAAUAGCAGGUUACUAAAGAGAGGCGGAGAAUUGAUCGUAGAUUGCUUUGGCCAAAUUCACGAAGUUAUCUAUGAGAACGCAAAAUUGAGUUUAGCUAGUUUAGAGAGAAAACGUUAUCGACAAUAGAUCUUCAGUUUUUUGUUUUUUUCUCUCUCUUUUUUUGUUAAUACACAUACAUGUUACAUUAAGAAAAAUUCACGAUUUACGAGGCUGAAUCGUCGCGAAUAGCGUCAAUUCCAUUUUUAAUCCUUCGAAUUCUCGAUCAGUGUCAUCUUAACGCGUUAUAGACUAAGACCGGUUUCCGAGCUGGGGAAUGUUAUAUAUAUUUUAGAGAAAAUGUUUUAAGUUCAUGAAGAUAUUCGAAACGUUCGACGAGAUCGAACGACACCGCAGUCCGCUAUUUAUCACGCAUUUUUUACGCGUUUCUGCACGUUUUGUAUAACACGCUCGUAUACACACGAGCUUUUCUUUUUCACGUAAAACAUGCAUUUAGGCGAGUCGAGACAAAUCCGACGAGAGAAAGCCAAAAAUGAACAAGACUACGAUUGUUAUUAAUAAUAGUCUCGACUGUAUUGGAUUUGGAAUCGGCCUCGAAUCGUUCGAUAUCUCGUCGUUGUUUGGAAUUUCGUUCUGCGAUGCGAAAUCCAUGUACGACGGAGGAAAACGAGGCUUAUUAUCGAACGUUAUCCGACGUUAGUUGCACCGGUUCCGAACUAACUGGUCUUAGGACGCAUUUCAAAGCUGAACCGGUUUCUAGGUAUAUCUUUCAUUUUUAGGAAAUGAAUGAGAAAAAGAACAAUAUAGAAAAGAAAGAAGAGUGGGAAGCACACGCAGAUUCUUUUUCCAAAACUCGUAUCGAUAAAUCGCAAUAAAGAUACGAAAGAAAUAGCUGCUCGUGAUGCUGCUUGCUUUUUACAUCAGCGAUUUUGUAUGAAAUAGUCGAGAUAAACCUGUAGUUUGACAGGUUGCCAUUUAAACUUGUACAAGAUAUUCGCCUUAUAAUUACGGUACUGGUAUUGUCAUUCGAUCGAAACGAAAUUCGUACAGAUUCACGCAUUAUCGAACGAGUUUUGGUAAUCGAACGAGUGCAAGGCACGAAUUACGCGUGUGACUUCAGAACUGUUAUAUUCCUCGCAAUCCUCGCAAUUUCACGUAAUUUGAAAGAUUUCAAGGUAGAAAUUAUAGCAAGUCUCAUUAAUAUUAUCUCAUAUGAUCGAGCAAAACCGUCGAGAUCCCGAAAUCCCGAUGAACGUGUUCCAAAGAGAGGCGUGUUUCGCGUUACGGGUAGGAAACGCGCGUGUUCGACAAUGCCAUUCAACAUGGAAAAAGAAAAACCAUAGAUGACUGGUCUGUUAACAAUAUCUAUUCACAAAUAUCUUCCUUAUCGAAUUCCAUUGUUUUCUCCAUUGCAAUCUCGCGUUGUUUUUUUUUUUUUUUUUUUUUUUAACAGCGUCGCUAAUCGUAGUUACUUACCGAUCGAUUGAUGAUCGCUGUGCGAUCUUUACGUUUUUCGACGUUUCACGCCUUCGCUAGCAUGAAUCUAAACGCGUUCUAUAGUAGAGUGAUUGUAUUCUGGUAAUCUUGCAAGUAGGUGAAAGAUCGUAUGAGUCACAAAACGUGUAGGUAGAGACAGUUUGCACCUAGUACAUACGCGUUAUGUAUGUACCGUAGGGCACAGAGAGAAAGUCAUAGACAUACACGCAUACUACAAAGAGAUAAUAUUAGAAAUUUAGUCCGGGUACCUUACACACACACAUAUAUUCCGUUUUUGUUACGAAUACAUCAGAUGCAUCUUCAUUUCGGAUCAUUUCGGUACGCGUAACGAUAUUAGCGAAAUUCGGGUUUGGAGUCGAAGUCCUGUCUGUCUUUUGUCUACCUUCUUCCUCGUUCUUCUAAUCCGGUUAUGGCGCAAAACGGAUACAAACGCGACAAAAAUCUCGUAAAUGGUAGUUUUCAUCCUUUUCUUCGCGCCUCUGUUUCCUUCUUUCCGCCGAUAUUUCGCGCAGAUAAAUACGCCACGAAGAUCGACGAAGCACACCGAUCUUCGUGGAUGAGCGCCUAUUCACGUGUGUUCAGUUUUUAUAUGCGAGUGUGUAGAACUCUUUAAACUGGUGCAAUAAGAGACACGAAAGAAUAUUACCUUCGUGGUAGAUCGUUAUUUUGUUGUUAAACGAUCAUCGGUAUCUAGCUUAUCCGAGAAAGAAGUAGACAGGGCGCUGAAAACUCGAGACUAAGGAUCGAAUUGUUCACUUUCUUAUUUUCUAUCAUUUCUCGUUUUUAUAAUACAAACGAUCGAUCCGAUAUCUGUGCUCGGUUUCGAAGCUUUUCUACGGCUGAGAAACGUCGAGUUGGAAAGGAAGAGACGUCAGAUCUCGCGCUACCAAGAGAUUGUAAAGGUUGAAGAGAAAACUAACCUCGAUUAGCAUGUUUUCAUUUUUUUUUUGUAUUUAGGACUUUUUGUUUUCCUUCGUACACGGUACACGUUCGUUAAGGUGGAUGCUGAACGGCAACACACGGUUUUAUAACAAGAAGGAAAUCUUUUUUAUCUGAUUAAGAUCCGUGCGGAAUACGCUUUUUAAACGCGUGUAAAUAAUGUACAUACAUAUAUAGGACAAUAUAUAAACAUGCAUAAAUAAUACAUAGCCAUGUAUGCAUGUACAUUGCAAAUUAUAGACGCUGAAGCGUGUAAGUACGUAAGGGUAGAGAGAAAGAAAAAUAGAUCGAGAGGGAGGGACAAACUUGGGUGGGAGAAGAAUAAUACUACUACCAAUUAUUAUUAUUAUUAUUAUUAUUAUUAUUAUUAUUAUUAUUAUUAUUAUUAUUAUUAUUAUUAUUAUUAUUAUUAUUAUUAUUAUUAUUAUUAUUACCAUUAUUAUUAUUAUUACUACUACUACUACUACUACUACUGCUACCACAAAACUAAUACUAUUGCUACUACUACUACUACUACUACUACGCUACUACUACUAUUACUACUACUACUACCACUACUACUACUACCACUACUACUACUACCACUACCACUACUACUACUACUACUACUACCACUACUACUACUACUACUACUAUUACUACUAUUACUAUUAUUAUUAUUAUUAUUAAUAUGUUUCAUUAUCACCAUUAUAACUAUUAUAAUUAUAAUUGUUACGAGUUUUAGUUAACAAGUUUUUCCUGAUAAUUCACUGCUACGAUAUAUAAAUAUAUAUAAUAUAUCAGAUGAUGAUGAUAAUAAUAACGACGGAGUUUUAGAGAGGAAGAAAAAGGAAAGAUGGAUAUUUUAUCACACGGACGAUGAGAAACUGGAUCGUUCGUGUAAUGUUCAAUUGAUUGCGGACGCGCGAUCUAUAUAAUUAGAUUACGUUGUUUGGUGACGAUUUAGAUUUAGAUGAUCGGCAACAGAGAUGAGAAAAAAAUAUAUUAUGGUAGGGAUUAUAUUAUAUUAUAUAUUACGAUGAAAAAAUAUAUAUAAAUAUAUGUCUAUGUAUACUGUAAUUAACAGAGAAGAAAAGAAAAUCGAAAGAAAUCAGGAGGAUUAAAAUAUUAGUAAUAUACGGACGCGCAUGAGAGAAAGAAAAAAAUACGUCGUUGUCGCGGCCGAUCGCGGAAAUAUACCGGAAGACGUGUUUAUAGAGAGAGGAGCGAGUGCAGUGCCCUCGCGAGGGGAGAUAAAAGAAAAUAUAGAAAAGGCAAAAUAAUGUGUUCAUUACAAUUGUAGGUAACAGUAUUCGUUUAUAUACAUACUUUUUACGGGCUAUAUUGAAAGAAAUAGAAAAUGAUAAAAAAAAAGAAAAAAAUAUAAAGAAAUAAGAAACGGUAAACGGAGAAGUUAUAGCAACGACCGGAAGAAACAAUCUUUCGAUAGAUAAGCUUUUUUCACAUAUACGUACAUGCAUACGUACCUUUAUGUACACACGAUAUACACACGCGUACCAUAUAUACAUAUACUCCCUCUCCCAUACAUAUUACAAACAUACACAAUUUGUAUUACACGCAAAUAUUCUAAUGACCACACCUUCGCGUACGUAUUAUGCAUUACGCGUGUGUAUACACGCGCGACUACGAACGAGUUAAUAUCGUGAACGGAUAUACUCGGAGAGGAGAGAGGGCUACCAGUGAGAAGAACGCACGCUCUCUCUACAAUGUCGGACGAAAAUUAAAGAGGGAUUAAAAAGUCGCGAUGACAGCGUGGUCGGGAGAGACUCGAGCGGUUAGAACUGAUUGACCGAUACAGGACGGACGCGUACGAAAUGCAAAGACGUAAAGAGAUCGGCCUCUCUGGGAAUCUACGUCCGAAAGCGUGUGCACGUGCAUCCGGAAAUAAUGUUUCGACGUAUUCGUCAUUCCUCACUCGGCGUUGUAAUAUACGAUCGCUAAAACGCGUGUAUACGCACGCAUAUACACAUAUACAUUUUAUACACCACACCUAAUAAUACCGUGCAAAUAGCGCAUAUACAUGUACGGACAGAUCGCAUACGAGACACGCGGCAAUCAUCUAUACACGCAUACGAAUACAGGUUAAUUAAAGACUAAUCGACGAUACGACCUGAAACCUGAAUCGCAACCCAAGUGCUUCAAAUUUAUAUAGGUACAUAUUAAUCGCAGUAAUAAUGCAGUUCGGAACCACGGGUGUAACGCAUUUUUUUCGGCUGGCGUAUAUUAAAGUAGAGGAGGGUGGUGUGGAUUCAAUAACGUCGAGGAGUUCGUUUCAAAGGGUAGUCGAAGGGACUUGACUGGAAAUCCCUUGUUUCUUUCGUUCUCGAGCGGUUCAAUCGCGUUCUUUUUAAUUAUUGCUCCGAGUAUGAAAGACAUACGAGAUCAUUCGCGUGUCUUUCAGAAGAGAUUUCUCGAAAUGAGUAUCGGAACGAGUACGAUAAACGUUGAAGUCUAGUUUUAUGAAAAUCUAUCUGUAAAGAUAGUUGAAGAAAACAUUUUUACCUGUACGCUUUACAUACAUAAUGACCGACGACGUGGCUUCACUCGUCGAAAAAUAAAAGAUAAAAGAAAAAGAAAAGAAAGUUUUUAUGUAGGGAAAUAUGACUAGCGACUCAUCGUAGGAAAACGAGAUAAUAUUUGAAUACCGAACGAAAUAUGCACAAAGGCCUUACAAAUCGAAUCACAGUUUCGACCUUCUUACACCCGCGACAUUUUCUAGGCGUAGCUCCCGUUCUAUUUUUGACAGAUUUUUUAUACGUUUAACCCUGCGAUCGCAAUGACGAUAAUUAUUAAAAAGAAAAGAUUUACGCGAUUACAGGAACUAUUAUUAUAUUAUAUUAUUACCGGGUAGAAACACAAUAACAAAACAAAAAGACUAACAAACAUUAGAAUCGAGGGAGAAGAAGAAAAUAAAACAUGGAGGAAAUGUUUUUUAUAAACGAACGAAGUGGAUUAAUUAACGAAAACAACGUUGUUCGCAUACUCAGGAUAAUAAUAAGAGGCGCCUUAAUUUUUAACCGUAUUAAGAAAAGUAAAAAGCAAAUUUGGUCUCUGGGAAUCUUUUCGCACGACAACAUGUAUUUUACGUGUACAUAAGAGAGAAUCAGGGAAUGGAGUAAAGAAGAAGAAAAUAUAACGUUCCUCUUCCUCUGCGCGUCAAAAUUUCGUCGAAGGGGGCUCGCGUUUUGAAUUGAGCGCGCGUUUUAAAUUGGGCGCGCGUUUUGAAUUGGACACGCGUAAGCAUUGCGUAUGCGCGAAUUGCCACUGAUCGAAUAACGAAAUAGGACGACAGACAAAAAAGAGAAAAAGAAUAGUGUAGCAUUAUAUCGGCCACGAUUUUGAAGUUCUUCCGCUUUUAACGAAGAUGAGAAAUUCAUUAGUUUGAUGCGACGAAAUGAAACUCAACUAUAUAUAUAUAUCUAUCUAUACAUAUAUAUAUAUAUAUAUAUAGCAUUAUGUAUAAUAUACAUACCUCGCAAUAGAUUUCGCCUUCACAAGACGGUAGCCUUCUCGUCACGCUAAAUAAUAAAAUAGCGAAUCCCCGUUUUAUAGCAGCUCUCUGCUUUCUUUUUUCUCGACUUUUGCUCGUGUGUCCGACCUGUGAGUUCUUUAUAUUGUGCCAAAUUAUGAGAGAAGGGAAGGUGGAUCGAGAGAAAGGAAAAGGAAGAAAGAGGAAUCAUAGUUGCAGAUUUAACCGAGCGUUAUUUUAGCCGAAUUUAGUCCGAUGCGUUUAGACUGUCCAUUAGUUAGAAAAGAACGACUAACUUUCCUGUUUUUUCUUUCUUUCUUAAUAUUUAUCCGAACAUGUAGCUCAAAAUACAAGGGACGCCUUUUACUAGGGUUGAUUCUCGUUGUACUACACGCUUUUUCCUUCCUUUCCCUUUUUCCUGUUCUUUUAUUUAGUUUUAUUUUCCCGUAUCUUUUUCGUUUUUCACCAUUGAUAUACAUAUAUAUAUAUACAUAUAUGUAUAUGUUUCUCCCUUCGAUCGACUAGAAAAUAUCUCUAGGCCUUCUCUCGACAAAGACAUUUCUUCGAAAAUUGCUCAGAGAGUGACCCUUGCUGUUGGAUCGUGGAAACGUGCUUUUUUUUCUCGUUUUCGAUCUCUCUUUUUCCCUGCUUCACGAUUUUCCCCCCUGGUUAGUCCAUGCGACGCUUUUUAUCCUACGAAUUGUCGUUCGGGACGAUAGCCGACCGGGUACACGCGUUAAUUGAGGCUUUGAGGAACGGAGAGCUAUUUUCCUCCGUUUCUUUUCUUAUAUAUAAGAUAUAAAUAUGUAUGUAUAUUAAAAGGAAAUAUUAAUAUUAUAUACGUCUUCGUGAUUUUACAUAAAGAUAUUUGCGCGUUUAUCCGCGGGGUUCAGGUUCCAUCGUUUCGAAUGUCGGUGUGAAUUUUUACGCGCGUUUAUCGAUCAUGCGUCCCGGGACGAGCCGGGGUUGAAAACUUUAGAGAUCAAGGCACGUUGUUCGAAAUUUUCGAAAAAUUUUAUGCAAUCCCCCGCGACAUAUCGCAAAUCGUGUCUGUUAACAGUCAGCGGAAGCCUGAGAGUGAAAUGACAGAUGUCGCGAGAACGAUAUUUUCGGUGAAUUUGAAACAAACGUAUCGGGAGAGGGGCCGAGAACUAGUAAUAGAAUUUAUUUAGCAUUUUUAAAGAUUAUGAACUAAUAUAAUAUAAGAGAAGGAAUAAUGUUGCGAGAAAAGAACACGUUCCCCCGAUCUUUUACGGCGAUUUUGAAGAGUGCAAACGUACCUGCUAGCCACAUAGACACUAAAAAUAAUAAUAAUAGUUAAUUGUGUAAAGGAAAGGUGUCGUGUACGAAACAUUAUGCGUUUGUAAGCGACGCGCAUCGACGUAGCUGUAGCUUAAGAAAGGAUAAGGCAAUUAUAUACUAUUAUAAUACUGUUAUCAUUGUAUAAUAACGACUCGACGUGGCGCAUGAGAUUCGCUUCCGACAUAGAGUUCUGCGUUCUGCACCAGGAACACAAAUAUGUUGUAUUUUCUUUUUUCGUUUUUCUCCUUUUAUUCUUUCAUUUUGUUUUAACAAUUCGAGAUACACACUCAUGAGAAUAAUUAGAAUAAUUGAAUUUGCGCGUUCCCUCGGAUCCAGCGAAUCUUGCGUCCACGGUGUUUCCUUUUUGUAAAUUUUUUUACAUAUACACGCGUGCAGUGCAGUCGUUAAUUAUAAAAUACGUGCAUACAUGCAGAGAACGUCCCCUCCUCCAAAUGCAACAAUAUCGUGCUUAAACGAUUACGCAUUAUAUCUUUUCUCCCGUGUUCUCUUUGCUUAGUUUUUCCCUCGUUUUAUAUCAUUUUUUGUUUCGUUUGAUUUAUGACGUGCGGUAAACGUCACGUUCGCUCAUUCUUUUUGCAAUGCACGCAUAAACAAUGCCACAAGAACGACUUUACCGCUGUGCGCAAGUAUGUCGAUACGAAUGUGUAGAAAACAAGAAAAAAACAAUUAGAAAAAAUUGAAUAGUAAAAGCAAAUGAGUGAAUGAGUGAGUGAAUGAGCGAUCGAAUGAGUGUGUCUGUGUAUGUGUAUGUGUGAAAGAGGACGAAUGGUAAAAUACGAGAGUGAGACUGAACGAUUCUGAGAUGGAGCAUUUUAUGUAUGUGUAUUAGUAAAGUACAUAUAGUUUGCUAUUAAGAAACCGUGUAUCACGUUGUAUCGGACCUUUAAUAUUUUUAAAGGUAAGAACGUGUAUCAGAGAGAACGAAAGAGAGGGAUGAAGAGAAAAUUCUGGUUGCGCGUGACGAAUCCAUUUUUUCAGGGGAGGGGGAGGGGAUGGGUUCUCGACGAGAAUACUUAAAAUGUAACAUUAGGUUUUUUAUUCAAAGCAAAACAAUAUUUUUUAUUUAUCCCUUUAUUUUUAUAUGACGUUGCUACUGGAAACCGUCUCACGAGCGAAAAGAAGGGGUGAAUGGGAAAGAAUGACAGAAAUCGAACGAGAAGAUGGAGCGAAUGAGACAGAAACGUUUAAUUAUGUCGACGAGCGGAUGGUAACCAGAGCUAGACAACGAAAUGACCCCUUGUAUAGGGUGGGGAAACGAGAGGGGAUCGUAUAUAUAAUCCGGGAUGAAAUAGGAGUAAAGGAAACAUAAAGGAAAAUAAAUUGGGAACCCCCAUAUACAGAUUUUUGAACUGCGAUAUUCAUGUUAUAUUAUAUUAUAUUAUAUAUAUAAUAUAUAUAUAUAUAUUAUAUACAGAUAUAGACCGAUAGAAUCUCUUAUUUUUGCAAGAAAACCAGAUUCCCGAAAAAUAGAAAAAAAAAGUAAAAGCGAAAAAAAAAUACUGAAAACUACGUUCGUCGUUGCGCGACGAAGAAGACGAAGGACGUUUCUCGAAAUCAUUUUUCCCUUAAUAUAGACAAAUUUUCUUUUCAUAUUUCAGUCUUUUGACGCCUUGUAUCUUUUCUAUUCUAUUUUAUUUUAUUUUAUUACACCUUUUCUUUCUUCGGUACUGAGGCAAUAAAUUUCAACGUUAUUUUAUUCGUUGUUUUUACUCGACGAAUCUGUUCCGUAUUCUAUGGAAACCGAAAAGGGCGCGUCCUUCGUCUUGUUCGGUCGCGUUUAAUUCGACGGACGCGCACCACAGAGACUUAGCCGCUUUAAACCGGGGGUGGCGUACGUUGGAAUUUCGUCUCGAUUCUCGCGACAUUCGACGACACAAGCUUUCUACGUAAUCAUGAUAUUUUAAAGAAACAAAAAAAAGGGAUAAAACAACAAAAAAAAAAAUGAUGACGAUAAUGAUGAUGAUAAGAAACAGCGUAAUGUGUAAAUCGAGGGACCCUACGUUCCGACCGUAUGAGAUAAAGAUCUCGCUUUUUAAAGGAAACGCUUAUGAAUAAAAAGAACGUGGAAAUUUUGUUCUCCCUCUGAGAGGGUGGAAGAGCGCGAGUUUUAUAUUACAGAAGAUUUGGUCCUGCUAGAGGACAGGUGGAAAGUUCGUGACAGACAGUAGGUAGAUAUAAUCGUAUAGGAUUUUUGCUUACUAACUAUCUAACUACACUAUUAUCGAUUAUCGAGCAAUACUGUUAAUAAUUAUUUAAAAACUAUUAACGGUAAAUAACGAUUGUACUACUCUCUUGUAAUUGUAUUAUAUGAUAAUAAUAUUUAAUAUAUAAUAUUAUAUAAUAUAUUAUAUUAUACAUUUUAUAUAAUAAUCAUACGCAUAUAGAACAGCAUAUACUGUAUAACCUUUUAUCUAAUAAUAUAAUAUAUUAUCGAUAAUAUUAAUAUUAAUUAUUAACGAUAAUAAUAUUCGAUAAGGUAUCUGCGUGUAAUGGAUGCUUCUCGAGUUUCGUUUCCACCGAGACGCUUUCCUGGAUUUCUUUUUACGUUUAUCAUACGUACGUUUUAAGGAUUCGUGAUCGGCCGAUCUCGCGGAUAAUAGACGAAGUUAACCGGACCCACCUCGUUUAUUAAAAAUGAAUAAAUAAAUAAAUUAAAAAAAAAAGAGUUCACUUGUACCUAUACCUCGAGCGAUUUGUUGAAUGUAAGUAGUAAGCGGAAGGGAACGUCACGAUUUUUACGAUUUUACCGAGAACGAUCGUGAUUGUCGUUCCCCGACAACAUUCGUAUUCCCAUUACCGCCCCGGUCUCUUUUCUUUUUUUCACUUUUUUCUUCCUCCGGUUGUGUACUGUGAGAUCGGAAGUUGUCGGGGAAUCGUCGAAACGUAAAAGUCACCCCCGUACAAUUACGUAACAUUGACCUUAUAUAAUACAUAGAUAUAUAUACGCAUACAUACACAUACACAUACGCAUGUUGACUGGGAGAAAAGGAAAAAGAAAAUGAAGAUGGAACUAUUAACGAUAAGCGAAGCGCAUCGCGAAGAAUUAAGACAUGUUUAUACGACAGCACUAUGACAAGAUUAGUGGUGUACACGUACAUGUGUAUACGCAUCCCGCAUAUUUGAUAUUCCGUGUGCUCGGUGCACGUGUACGUGUAUACGGCAUAUGCUACAUUACUAGAUAGAAGAUAAUAAAUGAAAAAAGAAUAUUUAUUCCACAAGUUAAAUAGUAAUAUUAGAAGUAAUAUUUAUAUCUCUUUAUUUACUAUUUGCAUAUUAUAUAACGACGUAACCCUCACCAUUUCGGUAGGAUGGACGGGUGGAUUUUGUACAGCAAGAAUGAUACAAAACAAAAGAAACAAAAAAAAAAAACAAAAAAAAAGGAGAAAGAAACAGAAAGAAAAGCAAAAGAGAGAGAAAGAUAGACAGACAGACAGAGUGAGAGAGAGAGAGAGAGAGAGGCAGAGAGAGUAGGAAACAAGAUUGAAAAAGGGAAACAAGAAAAAUAUGCUUAUUUGUACUAAGAAAUAGUAGAGUGUGAGUGAUGGAAAAAGUGUUACAGAGAGAAUGUGAUAGCGAAAGAAAAAACUAAGAAUGGACGGAAAGAAUAGGUUUUGUACUUAAAUUUAAAAGAAAACGAGAUAAAAAAGGUCAUUCGCGUACCUAACACGCUUCGUUUUCGUUUCUUAUUUUGGUUCCGUUUUCGUCCACAUAGAAAUAUAUUAUCGUACGCGAGCGAAAUUGUUCCUUUCUCAGCGGCAUUGCGUCCGUUUUCCAGGCGUUGUUGGUGGUCGACGAUCGUUUUUGGUUAAGUCGAAAUGGACAACAAAAUGAUAAAGAUCGUGCUCGAUGGUUAUCGUUUAGUAAUCAAGUUGUACGACGGCAAUAUAAGUUUGAGUGAUGUGCAUAUUAGGAAUUUUUGGUUUUUUGUUACAUUAGUGGUCAACUGCGAUAAAUUAGGCAAAAAGAAAGUCUUCGAUGUUUCUUUUUUUCAGAAAAAAGAAUGAAACAGUUCCUCAACAUUUAUAUUUCGAACUAUCUUAUUAUAUCAAUAAAAAUAUUAUCAUUUA
This is a messenger RNA of Bombus huntii, 14432 nucleotides long. RefSeq names its product transcriptional regulator Myc-2-like (gene Myc). The record is from RefSeq and is a predicted model, not a curated record. The coding region runs from base 1109 to 2506 and encodes 465 amino acids. Gene Ontology annotation, molecular function: RNA polymerase II cis-regulatory region sequence-specific DNA binding; DNA-binding transcription factor activity, RNA polymerase II-specific; protein dimerization activity. Lineage: Eukaryota; Metazoa; Arthropoda; Insecta; Hymenoptera; Apidae. The transcript has 3 exons. Gene Ontology annotation, biological process: regulation of transcription by RNA polymerase II.